Syngnathus typhle (broad-nosed pipefish) is the source of this 14159-nucleotide messenger RNA. RefSeq names its product zinc finger protein 276 (gene znf276). Gene Ontology annotation, biological process: regulation of transcription by RNA polymerase II. The record is from RefSeq and is a predicted model, not a curated record. Gene Ontology annotation, molecular function: transcription coregulator activity; zinc ion binding; chromatin insulator sequence binding. Gene Ontology annotation, cellular component: chromosome; kinetochore; nucleus. Bases 275 to 1675 code for a protein of 466 amino acids. NCBI's taxonomy places the organism in Eukaryota, Metazoa, Chordata, Actinopteri, Syngnathiformes, Syngnathidae. The transcript is spliced from 11 exons.
UUUAUUUCGAAAUGAAACGCAUCUCUUCCCGUUCUGACAGCGGAGGCGACUCUGCAGUGGUGAGUCCACGGGAACUAACUCUUGUGCAAAGGGAAGAAGAAGAAAACCGAAUUUCCGGAAUGUAAUGUUUACAACAGGCAGUAUAUCUUAUGUCUCCUGAGCUGAUAUUUUCCAAGCAAGAAUGUGAACAGACUGUCUGUUGCCAAGAUCUGGGAGGUAAUUAUCUAAUGCAGGUCCAUUGGAGAUCCAUCGGCUAUUGAAAACCUAGUAAACCAUGAAGAAGAAAAGUAGAUGCCUAAAGUCAUCCAAAGUGUCACAACAGAGCAGGAGAGUAUAUGAAGGGAAAAUACUUUGUUUAAGUAGAAGGCAAACUCAGAGAAGCAUCCAUGUGACUCCGACAACACCUGACCAACUUCAUGGAGAUGACACAACAGAUUCUACCUACACUUUGACUGACAAGGAGAAGCAUUCAGAUGUCAAGUCAAACCCCCCCAGAGUCCCCACUGCUGUCUGCAGAUUGUGCCAUGGAAGGUUUUCUCCACAGAGUCUGCUGCAUGCCUUCAACAAAUGGCCUCAGGAUUUUCCCAAUAUUGUUAAUGACGAAGCGUAUGCUGUUGGCCAGUCACCCUCUUUAUUUCAUCUCGACUUCCAGCAACUGGUUGGAGUGCAGUUGGACCCUGACCCUCGAUUAUCGGAAUUUGUUUGCAAGAAAUGUCAUCACAAGUUCUAUAAGUCCCACAAUAUUUUGUUCAGGUUUUUGCAGAUGGUUAAUCUCUUGCCUGCUGGCGGAGACAAUUCUAAAAUCAGGCCUAAUCCAAUGUUUUCAGACUUUUUAAACAAUGGGUCAACAAGUUCAUCAUUCUUUUCUUCAAACGCCGCGUGGCUUCACAACCUUGUGUCAUGGGCUCAUCAUCAUGGAGAGGCUUGCAAAUUUUGCCCUGACCUGAAGGGGGUGGUUGAGGGCCAGUGCUGGGGCUCGGUCAAAACAGUGUGGUGUUGUGCUGAUGGGCACAGCUACUCUAUGGACACACAGACCACCUCAGCCAAGUUUGGUUAUGUGCUCAAUCCAGAGCGUGGAAACGGUGUAAGAAAUAUUGCAGGGGGGGUGGACUGUGAUGAAAGGAGCACAGCAGUUGGAGUAAUCUGUCAGGCUCAGCAAAGUCCACCAGCAGUCUCUCCACUGAUUCAAAGUUCUUCACUUGCUGACUGGACUUGCAGCACUCCAGUUUCUCCUGUUGAGGAGCAGCAAAAGGACAAGCACGCUGAUAGUGAUCUGUCUGACAGACCAACUGGGCCCAGCAAGCGACAACAAAUUCCAAAUACCUCUGAGGAUCGUAAAGUAAAAAAGAAACCUGGACCUAAACCUGGCUGGAAAAACAAGUUCAAACCCAAAGGAGAGGCAGAAGAGGACCAUGACAUCAAAACUAUAAAGGGGACCUUGACUGCAGCUGUUAGGAGGCAAUUUACUGACGCACAGAGAAAUCCUCUGUACAGCAUCUCAAAUUUGCUUGAACCGAGGGAGGAGCUGCCCAACAUCUACAGGUGUCUGUAUCAGGGCUGCACUGCUGUCUAUAGAGCUCCAGAUGGUUUAAAGGCACCACCGCGAUCAGUGCGGACAUGUGAAAAAGGCGUGCGGACAUGUGAAAAAGGCGGCUCUGUAUGGGAGAGAAGUUGAAGAGGAAUAAAAACACCCUUGGAAACCAAAACUUGCCCCUCGUCGUGACUCGGAGCCGCAACAAAUGUUUCGGAUUUGUGUGGGGUACAUUGUGACAGCGAACGAGCAGGUGAUCGAGCAAGCGUCUGAUACGAGAGCAUUGCGUUCGUAUGGAGCGUGUUUGAAGUGAACAGCAGAGACGAAAGGAACAAGGCAAAGUGUUGUGAAAUAAAAUAUUAUCUUUAAUACGCAUUUUGUUAUUUGCUGAUUGAAACUGCUAAUUAAACUGUGAAUUGAAACUAAUAGGAAGCAAACAACUCUCGCUCUUUAUAUAGCUGACGUGUCUUGCGCAUCUGUUCUGCGCAUCGGAUUUAUAGUGCGCAUGCGCAGUCAUACUGCCCCCGUAUGACGUCCGGUCCGCGAUGGAGAUUAAAAAACAAACAAUAUUUGACAAUAACACACCAUCAAGGAUUGCACCAUCGCAUCAAACGAUGUGUCGUCAAUUAUGAAUUUUACUGACUGUGUUGGGCAGGAUGGCUGAAUGCUAUGCGCGAUUGACAUUAAACAAGAAGAAAGGUGAUUCCAAGUUUUAUUUCGAGGGAGAUUUGUCAUGUCUCGUUCCCAGUUUUGCUUUGUGUCUAGGUUGCCAUAGUUUCUGUUCGCGUCGCCCCUCCCUUCCUGUGUCACCUCAAUCAAUGUAACGUGUUUUGUAUUUAAGUCCUGUCUGCCCCUCGCUCACCGUCGGAUCAUUGCAUGUGUUACUGUCAUGAUCUCUGUUUGGUUUCUGUUCCUGUCUUUGGUAAUGUCACCCUGUCUUUUUGUUCCACAACUUUGUCGGUCAGUCCUGUUGUUGGUUUUGUUGUACCAUGAUUUUCUUAAAAAAAAUAAUAAUAAUAAUUUAAAAAAAAGAAAUUUUAAAACAUUUGUACCCAUGUAUAGUAAUGCGCACCCCAGAUUUUAGGACAAUAAAUUAGUUAAAUUUUGCGCAUUAUACACGGCUAUAUAAGAUGCACCGGACUAUAAGCCGCACGUGCCUUUUUAAAAAGAAAGCCUUUUUAAAGUUUUAAUAACAUACUUUGACAUGUGUUUCUAAACAUUGCCUGUGAUGCAGUAGUAGUACCGCAGCAACACGGAAGUGUGCACGCGAGUUAUUAACAAAGAAAGACUGGACACAGAAAGCUUUUUUAAAGUUUUAAUAACACACCUUAACAUUUCUUUCCAAACACUGCCUGUGACGCGGCAGUAAUACCGCAGCAGAAGUAACACAGCACUAAUAGGGUUUGAUUAAAUAAAACAUACCGGUAAAAGUCACUGAGACGCGGCGGUAACACAGCAGCAACAUGGUAGCACAGCACUAACAGAGCUGAUUGAAAAACAUACUAGUAAAAGUAAAAUAAAGAGCUUCAUCGUCUUAUUCUUCCUCCUGUGCACUGAAACCAUCGAAGUCUUCCUUCUCAGCCUCCGAUUGGAAUGGCGUUAGAUAUCCUUCGCCUCACACUUUCUCAGUCUUUUGUCGUCGCUUUUAUGGAUUUCUUCGAGUGUGAUGAGGGUCUGUUCAUGCUAAUUUUAUUCAUGCACGAAGCGCUAAAUUACAUUAAACUAGCGAGCGACACGUAUAGCUCCAGAGUAGACGGGACCACGAAAUAAAGAAAAGGGUGAUGCAACACAAUGUCAUCAACAUCGACUGCCUUUAGCUUAAAAGCGGCAUCAUAUGCAUUUCUUUUGUCCCCCAUAAUGACGGUUUGUGUAUAAAAGCUUCCUUUCAGUAAUGUCCGUCUUGAAAAAGUAGCACGUCUUCUUCGGCGCAUUAUCUCUUCUUCAUCUGUCUCGCUCUUGCGUCCUGCUAGAGCGCCCCCUGGAGGCCGUAAAAAUCCAUAAAUACGCCGCGCCGCCAUCUAAGCCUCGGGGUUCAAAGUAACCCUCUGAAUAAAAUGCAUUCAAAAUUCACGUUCAUUACAACUUGUUUUUGGUGAGCAAAAUGUCGGAAGAAUUGAAUUUAAAUGCUGAUUGAUUGGGUUUUAAUACAAUGCAGAUGGUCCAAACAGCGCCACUGCUUAGUGUAUUCUCUGAGUCACAUGGCAGAGUAAGAGAAAGGGUUUAAAGCCCUUUGACGCAGGUCACCUAGCGUGCAUUCCUACUAAAGCUCAUAAUAGUCACAAGCAACACAGCCCGAAUAAGCAGCAGCCAAAGAAGUGUUUCAAAAUAGUAUUUUUGUUGUUUUUUUCUUCAAGAUACCGCAGUGUAUGAAAGUGAUCAAGUCAUCACAAAAAUCACGAAAAAAAAUCCUUAUAUAAGCCGCACCUGACUAUAAGCCGCAGGGUUCAAAAUUUUUGAAAAAAGUUGCGGCUUAUAGUCCUCAUUGUUUCUUCUAUAGAUUUAGACAUUUACACAUUUGAUUUAUACACAGUGCUUCUGUUUUGUCUUACAAAUAAAGGACGAGCGGUUAGAGCAGGGGUCGGGAACCUGUUUCACUCAGAAAGCAAAAUAUUUGGACAUUUAUUUCAGUGAGAGCCAUAUAAUAUAUUUAAAGACUUAAUUCAACUAAAUGUGAGUAUAAUAAGCCUCUGAAUUUAUUAUUUUAAAUAAUGUUAUAAUGCUCACCAUUAAUGUGACUUCUGGUGCUGCAUGGAUUUGCUGAUGGCUUUGUAGUUUAGUUGGUACUUGCUGAGGUUAAGCUUCAUGCAGGCGUUGAGGCUUUCAUCUGUUAAACGAGAUUGUAGGUUGGACCUGAUGUUUUUAAGAUGUGAAAACAACUGCUCACAUGAAUACGUAGAUCCAAACAUGGUCAAUACAGGAAAUACUCACGCUUCAGUGUGUCGUAUGUGACAGGAAGCGCAUUCCAAGUUUUUAUUAUCACCUGGUCUUCGGGUUGAAGUUUUGUCCUUUCUGUCCACAUGUGCUUGCUCGCCAACUCCACGUUCCGUCGUGCGAUUCUUUCCAAAUCUUUAUUCAGUGACUUGAACUUAUUCACCUACAUGCCUGAGGCUUUCAGGUCAGCCACUUCUGCUUCAAAAUUUCCAACUGAGACAUCAGGAGUAUAACACGUCGGCUGUGUUCAGUGAACAUUCGUCUGGACGGGUGAUGAACUUUGAACUGACUGCUUUGAACGACCGUAGGAGACUGGAUGUGAAGAAUCUAGCUCAGAAUCAGAAUCAGCUUUAUUGACCAAGUUUGUGCAUGCCAAACAGGGAAUUUGACUCAGGUUGAUCUCAGCCUCUGUACAACAUUUAAGUGACUGACAACAUUCAGGUAACUAACAACAUUUAAGUGGCGAGAGCAGAAUGUUAUUGCACAGUGAUGUCUCUGAGUCUCUAUGAGUGGUGUGAGUUCAUCAGAGCGACAGCCUGGAGGAAGAAGCUUUCUGUGUCUGUGUCUGCAGAUUUUGGCGUACAACGCUCUGUAACGCCGGAGGGGAGUAGUUUGAACAGACUGUGACCUGGGUGAGAAGGGUCUGCGGAGAUGUUACUUGCACUUUUCCUAGUCCUGGACAGGUACAAGUCUUGGAUAGAUGGGAGGUUGGUCCCGAUUCUCUUUUCCGCAGACCUGAUCCGUUGCAGUCUGUGCUUAUCUUGUUUGGUAGCCGAUCCAAACCAGACAGUGAUGAAGGAGCAGAGGAUAGACUGGAUGAUGGCAGUGUAGAAGGUCUUCAGCAGCUCCUGUGGCAGGUUGAACUUCCUGAGCUGUCUCAGAAAAUACAACCUCUGCUGGGCCUUCGUCCGGAAAGAGUCUAUGUGCCUGGUCCAUUUCAGGUCUGGGGUGUUAGAGUGGUGCUCACUCUAACUUAUUUGCAAGAACCACAUGGGAGACAGUAUGCCCUUUGAGCACUUGCAAGUGGAGAAAACGUUCGUCACUGUGCAUACUGUUAGGUUACGGAUUUUAGCUUUUGAUCUGACUCCAAAUUAUGAUCAACACUUAACACAUGAAUUCCUAUGUCCUAAUCCACACACUGGCGCAUCUAACAAUUUUGCGAGUUCGUACUGUCAAAGAGAAGACCAGUAGACCAAUCUGACCGAAUUUACCAAUAGUUUAUUCCUGACAAAGCAAGCUAUUACAGGCCUGGGUUCCGGGGCCCUCACACUAAAAGCUCGUGUGUUCUUGUGCCCAUCAAGGUACAACACUUUCUUCCGGAUUGCCCAGUUACAAAGAAACACAAUAUGAAUAUUCAAACAUGCAAAACAUUGUGAGAUGAUUGGUCGAUGGCCGUCUCCUCCCCACUGGGUGUUUAUCGGCGAGUGCAGAUGUUCUGGUGGUUGGGUUUGUCUAGGACGCUCGACCACAACGACGAGGUGUGAUUCUCACUUCUCCAAUCUGUAGAUAUUUUUGACAGCUUGCACGUCGUCUUGGUCUCGCCUGACCGAUGAUGUACCCUGUGUACACAACACUUCGGAGAAAACAUCUUGGUGCAGCUGUCUGCACACUUCCUCACUUUCCGGUUCAUCAAAUGCUUUGCAUAAGUACAGCCACUACUGAAGAUUAUCUUGAUGUGAUUAUAUAUAUGUCUAACGUAGCCAUUAAUAAAACAUGUUUGCAAGCUACCAAAAAGCACAUUUUCCUUUAUUUUGCAAGCUGCCAAAAAGCAAAUUUUUCCUUUAAUACAGUGAUGUUCGAACGAAGUCCGCCUUAGUCCGUUGCAAGAGCUUAUUUAUUGAGAGAAAGCAGGGUGGGGGUGACAGGUUUGGUGAAUCCCCGGCGUCAGGUGAGAUCAGAGCAGGGGGUGUUUUAAGAUCUAAUGUAAACAGAACAACUUUGAUUGCUUCCUCUCCAGCUGGUCUAACAAGCAGAGUAUGCAAGGACUAUGGAAGUUUAUCUGUGCCAUCGGAUUUUGAAUUCGAAUUUGUAGCACUGAAUUUUUUUACAUCCAAUUUUUAACACUGAAUUUUUUUUUGCAUCUUUUUACAUCCAAUUUUUAACACUGAAUUUUUUUUUGCAUCUAAAUCAGACUUUGAAUUUUAAAAGCCAUCGAAUUUCUAGCACUGAAUUUUUUUUUCCUAAGACUUUUUUUUCAAUGUCUAAAAAAAUCCAGUGUCAAAAAAUUCAAUGUCUUAAAAAAUUCAGUGUAAAAAAAUUCGACAUCUCAAAAAAUUCAAUGUAAAAAAAUUCAAUGUCUAAAAAAAUUCAGUGUAAAAAAAUUCGAUGUCUCCAAAAAUUCAGUGUAAAAAUAUUCAGCGCGGACAUCCGGGGUAACCAAGGGAGAAGUAAUCGAUCCCUGUAUCAAAUCAUCCAACGUUCAGCCAAUCAAGUUACGCUCCAUUGGUCAUGUGACGUCGAAACAGGAACGUCGUGAAGUUCAAGUUCAUUACAGUAUUACAGUAUUAACUGUUACUGUUACCUUUGAACUUCACGACGUUCCUGUUUCGACGUCACAUGACCAAUGGAGCCACGCCUUCAUCCAUCAGCUGAUAAAGACGCGUCACAAACACAUCAGUGACACUCUGAUGAAGGCGGAAGAUUCCGCCGAAACAUGUCAGGUAAAUGAACCUAAAACAAAUUUGUUUGAUAUAGAAGAACCAGAGAAGUAAUUGAAAAAGAAAAAACAAGAUGAACCUAGUACAACUAUUGAAUUUUUUUACAUUGAAUUUUUUGAGAUGUCGAAUUUUUUUACACUGAAUUUUUUAAGACAUUGAAUUUUUUGACACUGGAUUUUUUGAGACAUUGAAAAAAAAGUCUUAGGAAAAAAAAAUUCAGUGCUAGAAAUUCGAUGGCUUUUAAAAUUCAAAGUCUGAUUUAGAUGCAAAAAAAAAUUCAGUGUUAAAAAUUGGAUGUAAAAAAAUUCAGUGCUACAAAUUCGAAUUCAAAAUCCGAUGGCACAGAUAAACUUCCAUAAAGGACUUUAUUUUACUGCGUUGUGAGUACAGGACAAGUUUGGUUAAUCAUUAUAGACUACAUUUCAACAUAAUCAUACGAUCAAAAUAAUCUAUCAACCCUAACAUUUCCCUCCUGUUUAUCAUAUGAUCAUGUCACCCCGAUCAACAAACAUAAGCAAGAAAAUAUAAUGAAGAUAGAUCCACCAACACCGCGUCACUGGCGAAGAAGGCCCAGCGCCGCCUGUACUUCCUGCGGAAACUCAGGCGAGCGAGCGCUCCUCCGGCUAUCAUGACUACAUUUUACCGCGGCACCAUUGAGAGCGUCCUCUCCAGCUGUAUUGCUGUUUGGGGUGGUAGCUGCACUGACUACAACAUGAAGGCCCUGCAGCGGAUAGUGAACACGGCUGGUAAGAUUAUUGGUGCUUCAAUCCCCUCCUUGAAAGACAUUUCUCACCCGUAAGGCGACCAUGAUUGUGAGUGAUGUGAGUCACCCCGCUCACUCUUUGUUUGAUCUUCUGCCCUCUGGGAAGAGGUACAGGAGCCUGCGCUCCCGCACCACCAGACUCACCAACAGCUUCAUACUCCAGGCUGUUAUGAUACUGAACUCUCUCCCCCUUUCUGCGUAGCGUCCUGUACUUUGCGCUAUGCUUACUGUCUGCUGUAUGCACACUGGCUCAGUUUUGCUCCUCUUAUUUAUUGUGUUAUUUGUUUAUUAUUUAUUCAUCACUCAUAUUAUUUAUUUAUUAUUUAUUGUUUGUGCCUUCUUGUUUUUAUUUUGUGUCGUCUACUUGUAUGUCUAUCGUGUACUAUGUCUCGUCACCGUGGGAUAGAGGAAACGGAAUUUCGGUUUCUUUGUGUGUCUUGACAUAUGAAGGGAUUGACAAUAAAGCAGACUUUGACUUUUUGACUUUUUUUUUGAAAAAUAAGAAACACAAAAACAGUACAUCAUUGUAUCCAUCACUUGCGAUACCAUUUUUGAUGGUCAAAUCAUCAAGUUUCUGUAAAACACGUUCAGCUAAACAGCAUUAUCGCAAUCUUCUUUCCACAGCACAUUAAAGUCGUCACAUUCGACAUGCCUGAGAUAUUGUAUUUGCACCUGAGGUACGGUAGAAAACACAAACCUUGCCACAGCACACUUCAAACACGGGUAAGCUCAACAAUACCAGCACAACAAGCACAGGAGUCACAAGUUUCAACACCAGUUGCAACCAGGCGCCAGAGAAUAGCAAUGAAAAGAAAUCCCAUUGAUGUGGGGCCUUCUCCUCCGACAUGGCCUGCUGUAAAUUCCUCAGUGAGUUCAUGGCGUUGUUGACGUGAAUGUCAUUAUCCCCUGGAAUGUAUGUGCAACAGGAAGUUCCAAUAAUAUGGCACACGACACCUUGCGCUGCAGUCAUUAAGUCCAGAACCAUCCUGUUUUGCAAGACCAUCAGUCUAAUAGCCUGAAUCUCUCUGUUUUGUCCAUCAUUGACCUGCAGCGAGAGAUACACAAAAGAUUGAAAACGAUAGUUCAGUGUCUCUAUAGGGUGAUUGUUUUCCAACUCCGAUUCAAGGAAAUGGCGCAUGAACAACUUUGUCACCGAUGGACCACACUUUAUGGCUGUCAGGGACAUUUGUACCCCAGACAGGAUCAUGUGGUUCAAAGGUCGUAACUAGGGGUGUAACGAUUCAUCGAUACACAUCGAUUAAUCAAUAUAAUGCUCUACGAUUAAUUGGCAUCGAUGCUAAACGUAAACAUCGAUUUAUAUCGCCGUGUUUGACCUCGGACAUUAGACGCAACUUUAUUUUGAAAUCCAGUUCAUUGUUGCAUGCUUCCUCUUUCCGGGAGCAGUGCGCGGCGUUGUUGUGUUGUGAGCAGAGCAGGCACGUGAAAGGGGAGUCGACAACUAGUACGCGGCUCCUGGGCUGGUGCUAUGGCUAGUGUCCAAAAAGACGAGGAAAUUUGCUCCCCUUUAGGCUUCAAGUCAUUCGUUUGGAAGCACUUUGGAUUCCAAAGAAAAGAUGGCUCAACGGACAAGACGCGUGCAGUUUGUAAAUCCUGCCAUGCGGUGAUCAAAUAUUCAGGGACCACAAAUCUCGCCGCACAUUUAAAGAAAAAACACGACAUCAAAGUUCAGUGUUAAAAUAAAGUAAUUUCCUAAAUAAAGAGUUUGCAGUACCAUGUUGAUUUUGCGUAUGAAUUGUUAUAAAUCAGGAUAUUGUUCUAUAUUUUUUAUUUAAAAAAAAUAAAAAUAUCGAUCGUAGAGCACUAUAUCGUGAUGUAUCGUGAAUGAAUCGCAGCAGGCUUUAAGAUAUCGGCAAAUAUCGUAUCGUAGUUCUUUGUAUCGAUAUGAUAUCGUAUCGUGACGAAACCCGCGAUUUACACCCCUAGUCGUAACAGCCCUGUGUCAACGUCCAAAAGAGUUGUGUGCCGUCGUCAGUUGAUGAUGUUGUAUCUUGUAGGUGUGGUCUGUUACCCACACUGGUGCACACAUUCCUGUCCAGUUGGCGGGCAGCAUCGGAUAAACCUUGUGACCAAAGCCACCAGCCAUUCUGUAUGAAGUAGGUCCCGUUCGAUGGUGCAGCCAUGUUGGUAGGAAAGCCCUCACCACUUGAAAUAGCUCUCCUAUCCUGGCACUCAGAGGUGACGUCCAAAGCUCCUAUCCAGUUUCCUCCUGGAGAGCAGUCGUUGUUAAUGCAUUUGUGGGUUUCAUUUCCUUGGAUGUAACAUGUGUGUUCACUCCAGGUGGCCUCUUUGUAUAGGCCACUUGCGGCAUUGUUCGUCCUUUAGCAGUCACAUUGAGAUUUAUCCAAAAGAGUUGAUCACAGGUACCCUCUAUGAGUCCAGGGUGGAAGGGGUCGGCGCCACUGACUGUGACAGCAUGGUGCUGGUAUCCAACUCCUCUCAUAGAGGCCAUGCAUUUCGCUUGUCAAGUCAAGUUUAUUUGUAUAGCCCUAAAUCAAAAGCAGUCUCAAAGGGCUUCACAUAGACAAAAAUUGACAAUUAUUCUCAAAGCAUCCCCUGAUCUUAAGCUCCCAAAAGGGCAAGGAAAAACUCAAAAAAACCCUACCGCGGGAAAAUGAGAAACCUUGAGAAAGGACCACAGAUGGAAGGAUCCCCCUUUCAGGAUCACCAGGUUGAAAUGGAUGCAGAGAGGGCACAAAUGAUACAAUAUGAAAAUCAAUGAAAUAAGAAGUGGAUGUCCAUGUCAGAGCGAAGGGCUGCCGAAGGAGCCCUCAAUUGUCCUGGGAGUGUCUUCGAGGAGGUUGAGCUGCAGUUCCCCCAUCCUGAAUUGGCCCACGAGAAUCCAGAUAGCCACUGUCAGCAUGGGUGCCACCUAACCACCUCCCCGGCCGGGGAGGGGGGAGGGAGGGGGUGGAGAGGGAGAGGAAACAAACUCUAGCCGAAUCGGCCACUACAGGUUAGUUAAAGGCCAUGUCAUAGAAAUGUGUCUUUAAACGUGUCUUAAAUGUUUCUACUGAGGUAGCAGUCCUAAUAUCCAUUGGUAGGGCAUUCCAAAGCUCUGGAGCCCGAAUAGUAAAUGCUCUAGAGCCUGCAGACAUUUUCUUGGUCCUCUGUGUCGCUAAAAGGGUAGCGUUUUGCGAACGAAGGUUACGAGACGGAACAUAAGGAACAACUAGGUCGACGAGAUAUGAAGGCGCUAAGCCAUGCAGUGAUUUAUAGGUUAAUAGAAGAACCUUGAAGUCACAUCUUAAAUGGACCGUGAGCCAAUGUAAGUUGGCUAGUAUUGGGGUAAUGUGAUCAAAUUUUCUUGCCCGAGAGCAGCCUUGCAGCAGCAUUUUGUACUAACUGUAGACUUUUGAUGCGGGACUUAGGAAGACCCAAAAAUAGUACAUUACAGUAGUCCAGGCGCGACGUGACGAACGCAUGUAUAAUAGUUUCCGCAUCACCGGUCGAGAGGAUCGGACGAAUCUUUGCAUAUUACGAAGGUGAAAAAACGCAAUUGUCAAGUUUAAUUCGCUGACUGAAUAACUAUUAAGAGCAACAGCAAACAAACCACAAGUGAGACGGAAUAUUAAGUAUUUUCUCGCGAGGAGUGCAGUACAGAUCGCUUACAACAACCUCACUACACUAACUAUCUGUAUGCACUCCUGCUCUUUUUAUUUGGAUUUGCCCUACCCACAAAAUGAGACAAGCCCUUUAAAAGGGGAGGGGGAAAGCACGUGGGCUUUGUCUCGUAAGAAGAAAAAUCACAAUGUGUUACAUACUGAUAUGGAACAGUGUGAGAAAGAGUACGAGUGAUCAGCAACCAUUCUUUGUGUCUGUGAUGAAUUCAGGAAACAUGAGUUAUCAGCAAUCAUUCUUUGUGUCUGUGAUGAAAUCAGGAAACAUGAGUAAUCAGAUAUCAUUCUUUGUUGAAAAGGAACUGUCUUGGUAGAUGUCUUCAUUUUGCUGAGUGGUCAGCUGCAACCUGUCUGACCCAGUAACCUCUCUCUUCUGUGGUACAUCAUAAAAACAGCAAGGCCAAACAGCAAGCACAUAUUGCGGUAAUAUUGCGGUAAAGCAUCGACUAGAGAACGCAUGAUAACAUAUGUAGACAUUUUUCUAACAGCAAUUCUGGUUAUAUUCUUAAUGUGCUUUUGAAAGGAGAGAGUUUGGUCAAAUAUUACCUCGAGAUUAGUUACAGUAUCGCUCUGAGUGAUAGUACGGUUAUCUAUAGUUAUAGCGGUUUCUUUGAAUAAGUGUUGAUAACGAGUUGGACCAAUUAUCAACAUCUCAGUUUUAUCUGGGUUAAGACGAAGGAAGUUGAGAGACAUUGGUUGAUCUCCGCAAGGCACACCUCAAGAUUACAACAAUCCCGCGGAUCUGUCAUCGAUAACGGCAUAUGUAAAUGGGUGUCAUCCGCAUAGCAUUGAGAACUAAUAUUAUAUUUACGUAUUAUGCCCCCAAGCGGAAUCAUAUAAAUAUUAAAAAGAAUUGGUCCGAGAACCGAUCCCUGUGGGACACCACACGUGACAUUAUAGAGCUCCGAGGACGCAUUGCCAUGGACCACUCGGUGCGUCCUGUUUGAUAGAUAGGAAUGGAACCAGCCUAGUGCUGACCCUGAAAUACCAACACAACUUUUAAGACGCCCUAAUAAAAUAUCGAAGUCUACAGUGUCGAAGGCAGCACUAAGAUCGAGUAGUAACAGUACAGACGAAGUGUUCGAAUCCAUAGCUAUGAGGAGAUCGUUAGUCACUUUAGCAAGUGCUGUCUCAGUGGAAUGAUUAGCUCUAAAACCAGACUGAAUAGUGUCAUAUUGAUUAUUGGCGACCAUGUAAUCAAUAAGCUGCUGCCCUACUACUUUUUCAAGAAGUUUUGCUAUGAAUGGGAGGUUUGAAACUAGCCUAUAAUUACUGAGACAGUCCGGGUCAAGAUUUGGUCGCUUAAGUAACGGUUUAAUGAUAGCGGUUUUAAAGGCUGUUGGCACUAUCCCAGAGGAGACAGACAGAUUGAUUAUAUUUCAGUGACAUUCAUCACUUUGGCCUCCAGGUGAACUUGUGUGGAGGAAAGGGGGAGUUUGGAACACACAUAGCAUCCCACCUGUGUGUGGGAUCUCACAAUGAACUUUACAUACCGGUACCAAGUGUUGGGGUCAUAUGGGUUUUUGGGGUCCCAUGACCAGUCCUCAUAGGUUUCAUCAUGUGACCAUCUUUUCCCACAGUUGACCUUGUCAAUGGGUCCAUUCAAAUGAGUCCAUAGACCAUAGCACGCUACAACCACAAUGCAACAGAGGAUCCACCUGGCAUGUGGAGUCCCCAUUGCUACUAGGUUGGCAGAGACACCAGAACACCCCAUCGCCUGUCAGAGUGGGGAUUGUUGGUCUCUUCACUGACAUUGAGACGCACCACCCUAAACGAUGGAGCCCCUUUGUAGUCAGAAGCUUCCCCACCACUCCAAAAUUAGGGGUCUUUCACUCUCUGUGACUUGCAGUGGGUGAGGUGAAUCCAACUGGGCCUUUCAGCAAUCUUUACUGUGGUGGGGGCCGUCAGCAAGACUUGGAAUGGUCCCUCCCACUGUGGGCUGGCCCAGUUCUUUCUUUUGAUGACCUUGAUGUAGACCCAGUCUCCUGGCUUGAUGUGGUUGUCAACCUGUGGGGAAGGAAGAUCAGGCGACAGUAAAUUUGCAUUUGACACAUCUUUCAGUUUGAGCGUUCUGAUCAUGUAAUCUGUCAAGAACUGUUAUUCAUCGGCUUUUUGCAAAUCUGCAGGGAACACAGGUAGUCUAUAUGAUGAUGAUGGAACUUUAUUCAUCCCACAGCGGGGAAAUUUACUUUUCACAGCACCGCGUAUGAAUGCAAGAAAACAAGUGCCAAAAUUUCAAAAAGGAUAAAUAACAGACAGGGCUCGAAACUAACGAUUGCCCGAUUGCCCGGGGCAAGUAGCGAUGGCAGACGGGCAAGUAGAAUUUUUUCCUCACUUGCCCGAACUUGCCCUGCCAUAAUACCAUGUUUUCAAGCUGUAAAAAGACGAUUUUGUGCAUAAUUUCUCGCAACAUCUGCCGCUUCUGGUCCGACAUUUUGUUUUCUAGGGAGCGGUUAGUUUCUCGUGUAAGUCUGCAAUACAUUGAUAACGGCAAAGCGCUUCGUAAUUAAAUGCAUGCUCCCUUACCCGUCCCUGGCUCUUCUGCGCCUGCGCACCAGCAGAGCUUGUUUCCGGUUGGCGGAUACGAAGGCAUAUGAAGGCAAAACUUAUAGUGUUGUCUUUUUUAUUGCAAAAAUGUG